UGUGGCUCUACAACACAACGUUUUAUUGUGUCUACUGCUGCUGCUGCCUUUUUUUCAGUUUUUCUUGUGAAAGGAAACAGGAAUGGACCUUAAGACUCGGACAUCAGGAACGAGAUGAUCGAGGCUUGAUAGGAUGCCACUGUCAUGGGCACAGAGUGCGAGGAGACCCAGCAGGCGAGCGCAGGCGAUGAUGGUGCAGCUCAACAGGAUGCUGCCAGUAUUGCUGAUGUGUCCGUGGAGGUGGCCACAGUGGACCACACUCUGCAGAAGCUUUACAGGAAAUACAGAAAGACUCGACGGAAGCCCAAGGGACUCAAGAGGCUUUUGGCCCACCUGUUAAACGUCCCACACCUUGCUCUCAUCAUUGCAGCGGUGGUGUUUGUGGUGGUGGUGAUCGUAUGGUCACUGCUAUGGGUCUUCAUAUUCCGCAGGGAAAGCAACAGUGGAGCUUACUUUGCCGGGAUGUUUCGUCUUGCCAACGUGGAGUUUAUGCCCGAGUACCGCCAGGCAGAGUCCCACGAGUUUGUAUAUAUGGCAAAUAAAAUACAGCACGUGGUGAGCAACGUGUACAAGAUGUCCUCAGUGGCCCGACUGUACAAGCAGACUGUCAUUUCAGACCUCAGCAACAGUGACAGCGGUAUUUUGGUGCAUUUCUGGAUGUUGUUCGUCGUCCCUCGUCUAAAGAGCCCGGCCGUGUGUGAGGAGUGCGUUGGCGUGAUCUUCAGAGACUCCGUCCACACGAGCCUCAGGAACCGGACGUCUGUCGGAUACCUCCUGGGUCUCCCGGUCGACAUCGACUCCAUCCUCAUCAAUGCUGUCCAGCGCUCAGAUUACACAUCAAACACAGCAGGCUCACAGUGUGUAGAUAAGAUGUAUGCCAGCCUUCCCGGGGUGAAGGUCCCUUUAAACAUCUUUUCAUCGUGGGGUGGGGUGAGUUGCCAUGUGAAGCUCACGGCCAUCCCCUGCUCUCUUAUCCGUCUGACCAUCAACUUGUUCCUCAUUGAGCCCAGUGACUGUGUGAAUGAUGCUUUGACCGUGUACGACGCUCUGCUGCCCAUGAGGGGGCGCAUUCUCCACAGGUUGUGUGAGCCAGUGUCCGGCUCCAUCUCCCUCGUCUCUACCUCCAAUGUCAUGUUGCUCUCCUUCAGGAUGACUAAAGGCAACAAAACGUUCAAAGGAAACUUUGAGGCCAUCGCUGCAGAAAUCUGUAUGUCUCAAAUUGAGACGCAGUCAGGGUCUGGCAUCAGCGCUCAGAUCUACAGCCCCUUCUACCCGAGCCUGCUGCCCCCUCAGUGUUCCUGCACCUGGAGGUUUGAGACUUCAAAUAGUGCUCUGGGAGUUGCUCUGCACUUUCAAAACUAUGUACUGAAUCCAAAAGGCAUGAAGGCCUGUGACCACGGCUGGUGGAAGAUCAAUGAAGUCAUCUUCUGUGGCAGCUACGUGGGCCACAGCACAGUGUUCCGCAUCUAUGACCGGAGCCCAGAAGUGGAGUUUCGCUGCAGCUCACGUAACGCCGCUCUGCCGUUUCAGGCGUCGUGCAGCAGCUACAACAUCAGCCAACCCUGUGCUGAGAACCACUUCCUGUGCUCCACUGGACUGUGUGUGGAAAAGAACCGGCGCUGCGACGGCCUGGACGACUGCCAGGACGAGAGCGACGAGGACUUCUGCUCGAGGCCCACAAUGAAGUGUGGUGGCAACCGUCCUCCGCACCCUCUGUUUGUGUGCAAUGGAGAGACGGACUGCACUGAUGGAAGAGAUGAGAUCAACUGCACUCAGGAAACGACCUGCUCUGCAAUCAGGUACCAAUGCCGCAGUGGCUCCUGCAUCCUGAAGAAGAACGCUAAAUGUGACGGUGUUCACGACUGUGAGGACCGCAGUGAUGAGGUGGACUGUGCUUGUGGUCUCCCCCCUCCGGUGAAGAAAGACGGCCCAGAGCGCAUCGUGGGCGGGGUUAACUCUGUGGAAGGGGAGUGGCCGUGGCAGGCCAGCCUCCAUUUCUCUGGUAACAUGUACUGUGGCGCCUCGGUCCUGUCCUCUGAUUGGCUCAUCUCAGCCGCACACUGCUUCAGCAAGGAAAGGCUGUCUGACCCUCGUUACUGGACCGCUCACUUGGGCAUGCUGACGCAGGGCAGUGCCAAACACGUGGCCGAGAUCCAGCGGAUUGUGGUGCACGAGUACUACAACGCGUACACGUUUGACUACGACAUUGCUCUGCUGCAGCUGAAGAAGCCCUGGCCUCCUUCCCUCGGCCCACUGGUCCAACCCGUGUGUCUGCCGCCUACUUCACACACCGUCACUGACAGCCACCGCUGCUGGGUUACUGGCUGGGGAUAUCGCUCCGAGGAGGACAAGGUUUUGCCCUCAGUCCUGCAGAAAGCGGAGGUUUCCAUGCUGAGUCAGAGUGAUUGUAAGAAGAGAUACGGGCCGGUCUCGCCGCGCAUGCUGUGUGCCGGGGUUCCCUCGGGAGAGAGGGACGCCUGCAGGGGGGAUUCUGGGGGUCCUCUGUCCUGUCAGUCAUCAGACAGGGGUCGCUGGUUCCUGAUCGGUAUCGUCAGCUGGGGCGCCGGUUGUGGCCGACCAAACCUGCCUGGCGUCUACACCAGGGUCAACAAGUUCACCUCUUGGAUCUACAACCAUAUCAGCUGACAUGACGAGAGUGGCAGCAGGCGUGUGAACCGUCUGCUGCUCGGAGCAAAUAAUAAAAACAUUUUCAGACACA
Solea solea (common sole) is the source of this 2719-nucleotide messenger RNA. RefSeq names its product transmembrane serine protease 7 (gene tmprss7). Gene Ontology annotation, molecular function: serine-type endopeptidase activity; protein binding. Gene Ontology annotation, biological process: proteolysis. Lineage: Eukaryota; Metazoa; Chordata; Actinopteri; Pleuronectiformes; Soleidae. The record is from RefSeq and is a predicted model, not a curated record. The transcript has 18 exons. The coding region runs from base 145 to 2646 and encodes 833 amino acids.